Messenger RNA from Malus domestica (apple), 4163 nucleotides. The record is from RefSeq and is a predicted model, not a curated record. Lineage: Eukaryota; Viridiplantae; Streptophyta; Magnoliopsida; Rosales; Rosaceae.
UAAUUAAAAUCUUUCUCUCCGUUUGUUUCUCUCUCCGUUCGUUUGUUUCUCUCUCCUCAUAGCAUCUCUAGCAGAGAAAAAGGAAAACGAAGAGAGAGAGUGCCAUGGUUUCAACGAGGCGAAGUGGAUCUCUCUCCGGAAACAACAGCAAGCGAUCGUCGUCUUCCGAGGACAAGCCCCCGUCGCCGAAACGACAGAAGGCGGAUAAUGGAAGUGCUUCGGACAAAGCGACUCCCGGGGUGGAGAACUCGAAGGAGCUGUGUACGCCUCCGCCGGCGGCGGCUGCCGAUCCCGGAGAAUGUGGUCCCGACGAUUCUCCGCCCGCCGGAGACGGCGUGACUUCUGGAAAGACCGAGGCUACUGCGCCAGAUGUGGCGGUGGCCGCGCCGAUCGCGGAAGGGUCUUCACCGGUGGUGGAAAAGCAGCGGAGGAGUUCACUCUCUUCCUGGAGUUUCUAUCAGAAGCAGAGUCCGAGUUUGGAUACGCCUUGGUGCAAGCUUUUGUCACAGUCUGCACUGAAUGUAAAUAUUUCUAUUAGCGCAAUGACUUUCACAAUUGGUGCAAACAGACAGUGCAAUUUUGCUCUGAAGGAUCACACCAUUAGUGGGGUUCUGUGCAAGAUCAAGCGCACGCAGCGCGAGGGCGGUGCUGUAGCAAUUCUUGAAAGUACGGGAAGCAAGGGAUCAGUGCAAGUAAAUGGGACAAAUGUCAAGAAAGGCAACAGUUGCGCGCUUAACCCUGGUGAUGAAGUUGUCUUUGGUUCGGUGGGCAACCAUGCUUAUAUUUUUCAGCUACUGCUGACUGAGGCUGCAGUUAAGGGUGCAGAGGUUCAAGGCAGUAUUGGAAAAUUUUUGCAUCUUGAAAGGAGGGCAGGAGAUCCUUCAGCUGUGGCUGGGGCUUCCAUACUGGCUUCUCUUAGCGCGAGGGCAGAACAAUCGCGAUGGAAGUCCGCAGCUCAGACCACCAGUAAAGUUCACCCCGGUGCUGAGGUACCAGCUCAGUCUGUCAUUGAAGAUGGUACAGAAGUUGAGCUUGAUGGCCUAGAAAGCAGCUCAACUCCAGACAGAGUGACUGACAAAGCUGAAGAUAUCAGAGCAAUAGACAAGAUUCUUACUCCAGACUGCAACCCCGAUUCUAGCAUAGAGGCAGGCAAUGUAAAACUCUCUGGGAUGAAUGAUUUGCUAAGGCCUUUAUUGAGGAUGUUAGCUCGAUCACCUAGUUAUAAACUAAAAUUGAGCAAAGGUAUCUGUAAACAGGUAUUGGAAGAAAGAAACGAGUGGACGAGGGAUUCGCAAUCAGCAUCAACGUCAGGCAUGUCUCUUCGGUGUGUUGCAUUUAAAGAAGGCCUUCAUGCAGGAAUUCUUGAUGGCAAAAGCAUAGAUGUCUCCUUUGAUAACUUCCCAUACUAUUUGAGUGGUUGUGAUACGAAGAAAGUCUUGAUUGCAGCCUCAUUUAUACACUUGAAACAUAAAGAGCAUGUGAAGUAUACUUCAGAGCUUACAGCUGUGAACCCUCGCAUUUUGCUCUCUGGUCCUUCAGGGUCUGAGAUAUAUCAGGAGAUGUUGGCAAAGGCUCUUGCGCAGUAUUUUGGGGCUAAGUUGCUCAUAUUUGAUAGCCACUCUUUUUUGGGUGGUUUAUCAUCAAAGGAAGCUGAGCUGAUCAAGGAUGGAUUGAAUGCAGAAAAACUCUGCAGCUUGACCAAACAAAGUCCUGCACUGCCAGACUUGGCUAAGAACAAUGAUCUGUCAGCUUCUGAAACAGAGGCACCAGGAUCAUCAAAUGCACCUUUGAAUGACAUGGAAUCCCAACCAAAGAUGGAGACUGACACCCUCCCCUCUUCCUCAGGGACAUCGAAGAAUUACUUGUUUAAAAUAGGUGACAGAGUAAGAUUUAGUGCUUCAUCUUCUGUUGCCUUGUAUACUACAUCAUCUUCUUCACGGGGCCCAGUGAGCGGAAUGCGCGGAGAGGUUGUGCUGCUUUUUGAGGAAAAUCCUUUUUCAAAAGUCGGUGUAAAGUUUGAUAAACCAAUACCUGAUGGUGUUGAUCUGGGGGGUCUAUGUAAAGGCAAUGGGUACUUCUGCAAUGUCUCUGAUCUUCGAUUGGAAACCCCGGGCACAGAAGAUUUGGACAAAUUACUUAUCAACACAUUGUUUGAGGUGGCAUAUCUUCCAUCAUAUGUGCUUAAAAUUGAAUGCUUAUUUUGCUGCUUCUUUGAACAUCACCCAUUCUUUCAGUCGCACCCUGGCGGUUUGCUUUUCACAAAGUUUGGCAGCAAUCAAACUGCUCUUCUUGACUUGGCUUUCCCGGAUAGUUUUGGAAGACUACAUGAGAGAGGGAAAGAAGUUCCCAAGGCGACAAAACUUCUGACUAAACUCUUUCCCAAUAAAGUUACCAUUCAUAUGCCGCAGGAUGAAGUACUUCUUACCUCGUGGAAGCAACAAUUGGAUCGAGACGUUGAAACCCUAAAAAUGAAGGGAAACUUGAAUCACUUGCGUACUGUUCUGGGUCGAUGUGGACUGGAAUGUGAAGGACUUGGGACACUAUGCAUCAAGGAUCAAACACUUACAAACGAAAGUUCAGACAAGAUAGUUGGAUGGGCUUUAAACCAUCAUUUAAUGCAGAAUCCUGAAGCUGAUCCAGAAACAAAAGUUGUUCUGUCUGCGGAGAGCAUCCAGUACGGACUUGAAAUUUUACAGGCUCUCCAGAAUGAAACGAAGAGUUUGAAGUCACUUAAGGAUGUUGUUACGGAAAAUGAAUUUGAGAAAAGGCUUUUAGCUGAUGUUAUUCCACCUAGUGACAUUGGAGUUACAUUUGAUGAUAUUGGCGCCCUUGAGAAUGUGAAGGAUACAUUGAAGGAGUUGGUGAUGCUUCCCUUACAAAGGCCAGAGCUUUUCUGCAAGGGGCAAUUGACCAAGCCUUGCAAGGGUAUCCUUUUAUUUGGUCCCCCUGGAACAGGCAAGACAAUGCUUGCAAAGGCUGUGGCUACGGAAGCUGGUGCAAACUUUAUCAAUAUAUCCAUGUCGAGCAUCACAUCAAAGUGGUUUGGUGAGGGUGAGAAAUAUGUGAAAGCUGUUUUUUCGCUGGCCAGUAAAAUUGCGCCUAGUGUUGUGUUCGUAGAUGAAGUGGACAGUAUGUUGGGCCGACGGGAAAAUCCAGGUGAGCAUGAGGCAAUGCGUAAGAUGAAGAAUGAAUUCAUGGUAAAUUGGGAUGGUUUACGAACAAAAGAAGCAGAGCGAGUUCUUGUACUGGCAGCCACUAAUAGGCCUUUUGACCUUGAUGAGGCUGUCAUUCGAAGACUGCCGCGCAGGUUGAUGGUAAAUUUGCCAGAUGCUCCAAAUAGGGCAAAAAUAUUGAAAGUCAUACUGGCAAAAGAGGACUUGUCUCCCACUGUUGAUUUUGAUGCGAUUGUGACGGAUGGGUAUUCAGGAAGUGACCUCAAGAAUCUUUGUGUAACUGCCGCACAUCGUCCAAUUAAAGAGAUUUUGGAGAAGGAAAAAAAGGAGCAUGCUGUAGCCGUAGCGGAAGGUAAACCCGUUCCAGCUUUGAGUGGCAGUGCUGAUAUACGGCCUCUGAACAUGGAUGACUUCAAAGAUGCUCACGAACGGGUAUGCGCUAGUGUUUCAUCGGAAUCCGUGAACAUGACCGAGCUUUUACAAUGGAACGAACUCUAUGGCGAAGGGGGCUCAAGAAGAAAGAAGGCCCUUAGCUACUUCAUGUGAAGGCAUGUGCUGUAGAAAAAGGGUUUUUCUCCUUUUCCUUAUCAAAUUUUUUAUUUUCUUUUACAAUUUUCCCUCCCAUAAAUUUCUGCAGUUCUCGUAGAGCCCGAAGUAAAUUUUUGCCUCCAUCUUAGUUAGGGCUGUGUGGAGAAUCAUCUUGUCUGUAAAAUGAGAUUCAGUUUAUCAAGCUGCUUUUCUUGCCCCUUUAGUUCGACGGUGGCGGGCACAAGGGAAGCAAAAGCCUUCUAAAGAGAAGCGGCUUUGGCUUCACCACUUGUGUUUUGUUCCCCAUCCUCUUGCUGUCGGCGUUGAGAAUGUGUCUGUUAAUUCCAGUUCAAAAACGGAAUGACCGUAUGUGCAUAUAGUCAUUUUUUGUUGCGCUCGUCGGAAUUGAACGAUAAGCAGUUAGUAACCAUUGACAUUUUCUGUAACCAUUGUUUUUUUUUU